AUGACCUCUCUCCCGCUAACAUAUGUGGAGGCGGCACGACAUGAUGUGAUGGAUGAUCAAAACCUGCUACCUCCUCAAGCCGCUGCCAGCUCCGUUGGGGAGUCAGCGCCGUCGACGACGCCGCAGCCUCACGGUGCAGAGGUUCCUACAGCCUCUACCCACCGCAGCGUCGUGGGCACCCAGCCACCGUCACUGUCGGGAUCGGACACAGGGGUUCCUAGCGACCGAGACUGUGUCGAGCCCCGCCCUCCAGUGCAUGUCGAAUCUCGGACCCGACAGCAAAAAUCACCCAAGCGACACCAGAAGAGGCGAUUGUCAGCUGAAGAACAGGACAGGGAUGUGAAGCCGGCGGAAGACAUCGACUUCGUUGACUCGUCCACAAUUGCAACGGACUCCAGUGGCAUCAUUCACCAGAAGGUGCCUGAAGACAAGGAACACUCUCCUAAAUCUGGUGGCCCAGAAAACGAGGCGCAUUGCGUCGACUCCCAAAAUGUGGCCUCCUGUGAAAGCGACCAGCCCCCAAUGACAUCACAACCGUCUCUUGGUGAUUGGGCAGACGAUAUGGAGGCAUAUGAUGCACAGCAAACAUCGAUAUCUCCACCAGAGCCCGUGGCUGACAUUGAGCCCGGAGGGCUCUGCCAGUCAGGGACUCAUACGCUGACUCUUCUUAGUCCUCGACCUGUUCAGUGCCUAAAAUUCUGCCCGCACAACGCAGAUAUACUAGUAGGCGGACUUACCAAUGGACAGAUAGUUAUAUGGGAUCUUACGGAGAAUCUAAGGCGGAUAGAAGGAGAACUUGAUACAUCAGAGUGGCGUGCAGUGGAAAGAACGUCUUUAAGAGGACUAAGCAGCUGGAAGAAGAAAGCAAAAGAAGGAAUAAGUAUGUACCCUACAGCAGUUUCUUCCCCUACCGUGUCCCACAAGGACUGCGUCACCGAUCUACAAUGGAUAGCGCCUACAUUACAGGUAUGUCGAGAUGGAGUUCUGGAAAAAGUUCCACCAAGUUCACCAACACUGCAGUUCUUAUCGUGUUCUCUUGAUGGCCACAUGUAUGGAUGGAAUUUGUUGGAAGUACCUACACCGAAACGCAAGAAAGUGGUCCAGAAGAAGUCUGCGAAGCGGUCCCGUUCUGAAGGUCCUGAGCGGACGCCUGUGUCGCCGUACGCCAAACUGCACGGCUUACUGCAACCCCAUUUCAAGGUCUCGGCUGACUACCCUAUUUCCAGUUUCAGUUCACCACUACCUGCUAUUUCCGGCAAUCGGCUAUCAGAGACAGACGAGGCAGCCUCGACAUACGGAGAAAUACGUCCAGAGGAAGAAAGACAUCUGUCACAGAAGCCGUUUCACUUCGGAGCCACCGACGCAACUCUGAUGGAAAUGACCUACAUGCUAGACGACACUAAGGAAGAACUAAUGACAGCUUUGCAGUUUACAUCCAUGGCAGAUGUACAUGACGGACCAAUAGAAGCGCUGGAAAGGUCUCACUUUGUUGAAGAGAUAUUAAUUAGUCUUGGAGGCAGAGUGUUCGCUAUUUGGAGCGAAGAUUACAAGGGGCAGCCUCUCUACUGGAGACAGUAUAAGAUUCGACUGACAGCUUGCCGUUGGUUCCUUCACCGUCCCAGCAUGUUUCUUAUUGCGAGAGAGGAUGGACGUUUCGAAACCUGGGACUGGUUUCUUGACAGUUGUCAACCAAUACACAUAACCGAUGUUUUGGGAAAGCCACUGACAGGAAUAUAUCAGAGUCCAAUAAAUCAUGACAACAUAUUUGGAGUUGCUGAUUCAGGAGGAACAUUCAGAAUAUUUAAUGUCCCUCAUGAAUACACAGAAUUCCAUCCUGAAGAUGUUAUAAAACUGAGGAAUAUGUUUGAACAACAUGUUGAGUGCAAACGCCUAUUAACAUCAUGGACAACAAAAUGGAAAGAAAAAUUUGCUGAUUUUUUGAAGCAGAAAAGGAAAGAAGCUGAACGUCUCCAUAAACUGAAAAUGAUAAAGGAAAAGGAGAAAAUACGACUAGAGAAAGAAAGGCUUAAAGCCAUUAAAGAGGCAGAACUUGCAUUGCAGAAAAGAACAAAGCUAUUAAAGUGGCAGAAAGCACAGGAAAUAUGGGAUGCUAAACAAGAGAAACGAGCAAUAGAAAUACUCCUCAGUCAGAAGAACCUAGAUAAUGACCACCUAGAAACAGAGCAAAGGCCAUUCGUGAAAUUACAGGAGGAACAAAAAUCCAAAAGGAUAAAGCAGACAGAAGUAAUAAAUAUGAAUGAAAAUAUUUAUAAGGAAAUACUCUCUCUCAAAUUCCCUGAUCUCAAAGAGGAACUUGCUGGAGGUCCAGAAAUCAAAGAAACAAAAGAAGUACAAGAAGAAGAAAUGACUGUUCUUUUCAUAGAGCUAUAUGAGAAGAGUGAGACCGACUGCAUGGACCUCAUGCAAAGUCAUCCUUUUGACCACAAAUUUCAGUGGAUGGAUGUUGUGAAGGAAGCACAUUCCAAAUUGCACAGUGUGUAUACAGACAACACACAGGCCAGCAACCUAUAG
Schistocerca nitens (vagrant locust) is the source of this 2532-nucleotide messenger RNA. RefSeq names its product dynein axonemal intermediate chain 3-like. The record is from RefSeq and is a predicted model, not a curated record. NCBI's taxonomy places the organism in Eukaryota, Metazoa, Arthropoda, Insecta, Orthoptera, Acrididae. The transcript has 11 exons. Gene Ontology annotation, cellular component: inner dynein arm. Gene Ontology annotation, biological process: cilium movement involved in cell motility; inner dynein arm assembly. Bases 1 to 2532 code for a protein of 843 amino acids. Gene Ontology annotation, molecular function: dynein light chain binding; dynein heavy chain binding.